AUGGACAUUGAGAUUGACGGUCCUAUUACUCUCCAAAAGCUGCUACAAAAUGGUGAACGCUAUGUACGCGAACUUCUAGUUAAGGGGAGUAAUGGUGAUGGUUUAAAAUCUGGUGUUAAGCGAAAACGGGAACGCAUUUCGUCUUCGGAUGGUAAAAAUAUCAAACAACCGUCAAUAAUUAUAGGGAAAACUAAGCCUUAUCAAUUAGAAGGGCUUAAAUGGCUAGUAGGAUUAUAUGAUAGUGGUCUUAAUGGCAUCCUGGCUGAUGAAAUGGGUUUGGGCAAAACUUUCCAGACAAUUUCUCUACUAGCCUUUCUAAAGGAAUCCAGAGGCAUAGAAGGUCCGCAUUUGAUACUAGCCCCAAAAUCCACUAUAGGCAAUUGGAUGAACGAGCUUAAACGUUUUUGCCCUUCACUUCGUUGUUUGAAAUUUUUGGGUAAUAGGGAAGAGCGGUCUCAAAUGAUAGCAACUGAACUAGAUCCAACCAAGUACAACGUAUUCGUUACUAGUUAUGAAACAUGCUGUAAGGCUAAGGGACCGUUGAAUCGAAUUUCUUGGAACUAUAUAAUAAUCGAUGAAGCACAUAGGAUUAAGAAUGAAUUAUCGAAGUUGAGUGUUGUUGUUAGGUCACUAAGCACGGAAUACCGAUUAUUGAUCACGGGAACUCCAUUGCAAAACAAUUUAAAAGAACUUUGGGCUCUCUUGAAUUUUUUGUUUCCCGAGAUUUUUUCCUCUAGUGAGGAAUUCGAAGAAAUGUUUAAUUUUACAGCUGCAGAAAGCAUGCAAAAUGAAGAUAGAGAGAAGCACAAUUUGGAGAUUGUUAAGCGAUUACAUGCUAUACUGAGACCUUUUAUGCUGAGAAGGGCUAAGAAAGAUGUACUGCAAGAUAUGCCUUCUAAAAACGAGAUGUUGCUAAUGAUACCCCUUAGGGGUAUCCAAAAAAGACUAUAUCAAGAUUUACUAAGAAAAAAUGCAUUAGACGUAUCCCAUGAUAAUGGUAAUGAAUAUAUAAACCUUAACUCACAAAACCCGACAUCUAAUGUACAGUUAUUAAAUUUAGCAAUGCAAUUACGAAAAGCAUGCAAUCACCCAUAUUUGUUCGAAGGUUAUGAGAAUCGCAAUCUAGACCCUUUUGGUGAACAUCUGGUUGAAGCGGCUGGCAAACUAAAAGUGUUGGAUAAACUUUUAUCCCGUUUAUACGAAGAAGGAUCCAGAGCCUUGUUGUUUAGCCAAAUGACCAGGAUGCUGGAUAUACUUGAAGACUAUUGCAGAAUGAGAGGUUAUAGUUACUUUCGAAUUGAUGGUAACACUGAAACGCAUGAUCGUGAUUACCAAAUUUCAGAAUACAAUAAGGAAGGCAGUACUGUUUUCUUAUUCCUUCUCUCCACUAGAGCUGGAGGGUUAGGUAUUAACUUAGCCUCGGCAAAUGUAGUAGUACUAUAUGAUUCAGAUUGGAAUCCACAGGUUGAUCUUCAGGCCGUUGAUAGGGCACACAGGAUCGGACAAACUAGACCAGUUAGCGUAUAUAGAUUGGUUCAUGAACAUACAAUUGAGGAAAAGGUCAUUGAGCGUGCUACACUUAAGCUACAAUUGGAUUCAGCAGUCAUUCAACAAGGAAGAUUAAGCCAUUCAAAACAGGGCAAAUCGGGCCGAGUGGGUGCAAGUGAACUAUUGGCUAUGGUUCAAUUUGGAGCUGACCAUAUUUUCAAGGCUGAUACCGAUGAGAUUACCGAUCAUGACUUGGAUGCAAUCCUUUCAAGGGGUGCUGAACAGGCUGCCAAACUGAAUAGCAAAUUACAAACACACGUUAAAAAGGCUCUUUUGGAUUUUAGCGCUACUACACAACACUCAUUGUAUGAAUUUGAGGGGAUUAACUAUAGCAAAGACAAAGAGGCUUGGAACAACAUUGUGCAGGAGUCUAAGGCGCUACAGGAAUCUCAGCAUGCUGGAAGGACGCGUGAGGCUAGGAGAUUGAGACAAAGACUUAAGUUUUUUGAUGAGGAGUGGGGUGAAGACUCUAAUGAUCAAAGUUCUGACAAUACUGGGAUGUAUAUGCCUCCAAAACAUACAGUUGUACAUACUCCCCUAAAAUUACCACAUAUGCAGGACUGGCAAUUUUACGAUCGUGAUCGCAUACUAACAUUACACAACAUAGAAUUGGAACGUCACAAUGCCACCGGUUCAACUGAGGGUCUAGAGGAGGAAAGAAAGCUCAAGGAACAGCUUAUAUCACAAGGUUUUGGAAAUUGGUCCCGCCGUGAUUUUCUUAAUUUCAUUAGGGGUAACGAACAAUUUGGGCGGGAUGACAUUGAGGGCAUUUCAUCAGUGGUGGAAUGUAAAACUGUUGAACAGGUCAAGGCAUACAGGGAUAAAUUUUGGGAGUGCUACACUCAAAUUGCAGACUGGCAAAAAUUCAUCAAAAGGAUUGAGACUGGGGAUGCCCUUGUUGCAAAGAAAAAGGCGAUUCACAAGGUGGCUGUAGAGAAGGUUAAAACGGCAUAUUUAACUGGCACAAUAUCUUUGAUUGGAAAGGGGAAGAGCGUUUAUACCGAUGAAGAGGAUAGGUGGAUUCUUAAUAUGUUGACAAUUACUGAUUAUGGAAGGUGGAACAAAUUUGCAGAAUAUGCUAAAAAUGAUCCCCGUUGGAAGUUCAACUGGUUUAUCAAGUCCCGAUCGCCAAAUGACUUUCAUAGACGUGCGGAAUAUGUGGCUAAGCUUGUAAAAAAGAGUUGA
Messenger RNA from Babesia microti strain RI, 2733 nucleotides. RefSeq names its product adenosinetriphosphatase. Lineage: Eukaryota; Apicomplexa; Aconoidasida; Piroplasmida; Babesiidae. Gene Ontology annotation, biological process: regulation of transcription by RNA polymerase II; nucleosome organization. The coding region runs from base 1 to 2733 and encodes 910 amino acids. Gene Ontology annotation, molecular function: histone binding; nucleosome binding; ATP-dependent chromatin remodeler activity. The transcript is spliced from 5 exons. The record is from RefSeq and is a predicted model, not a curated record. Gene Ontology annotation, cellular component: nucleus; chromatin.